Molecule: messenger RNA, 834 nt
Organism: Cylicostephanus goldi
Lineage: Eukaryota; Metazoa; Nematoda; Chromadorea; Rhabditida; Strongylidae
Source: the annotation of a GenBank genome assembly
CCUACAGCUGUUGUGGAUAAAGAUGUAAUCCGUGAGAUUUUCGCACAAAUUUCCAACCGAUCAUCAAAGCAAAGUAAUUUUCUAUUCAACGUGUUCGACGCAUUUUCGAUUCCCCGAUUCGAAUUUGAUGCUGAUUGCCGCAAGAUACUACCUGUAUCAAGGAGUAGCAAAGUCGUUUCCGAUGUUGACAAAGCUACGCAGGCGCUGAGACACCGGUUUCAACUGGUGGCGCAGCGAAUAGGACGAUGUCGACAGUUACAAAGUAUCAAAUUCAGCACGAUUGAAGCCCUGCUGAGUAGUUCACAUCGGCAAAGUGAUGUAGUCGUUGUUGGAAUGCUUACACAACAGAAGGCAUGUUCUUAUCACUUGCGAUUUAAUCACUGCUUUCAUAUAGAAGAUCUCACUGGUUCUGUGCAAGUAAAAUUUGAUGAAAAUACCAAAUUUCAGUUAGGCAUUUUCACAGAAGGAUGCGUUGCCAUUUUUCAGGGCAGCUAUGAAGCUUCUUUGCUCGAUGUUCGAGAAGUUGCAUCCAUACCUAUAGAAAGUGCUGUAGAUACUCGCAGUACUUUUGGAAACGUAAAUUGGUUCGGGGGUGAUGAUGCGGUAGCAUUCCGAUGUAACGUAAAACUCUGCGUUGCCGAACGUAGUAAUCCAAAUGCGCAGAUCAUUCUUAUUUCGGAUGUUCAUUUAGACGAUUUCAAUGUCAUGAAAGCUUUGUACCAUAUGCUAAGUGGAUUUUCUAAUGAUCCUCCGCUCGCAUUUAUAUUCUGUGGAAACUUUUGUUCUAAACCAAGGCAAAGGGACACAAUGGAUAUCCUUCACAAAGGUUUUCAG